AUUAAAUCCUCGAAUCGAUCGAUAUCGACUGGAUUUUGUCAACAAAUUGCGGAGACAAAUAAAUGGUUUUUUCUUUUUUUUUCUUAAAAACUUGAGGGGGAAAAAUUGUCUAGUUUUGGAAUUUUUAAAGUAAUCGUGGGAUUAUUUGUGUCUAAAUUAUAGAUCGACAACAGUGAAUGUUGCUAUUAAUGUUCAUUUUGGAAAGAUAAUCGGGAAAUUAAUUAAACGUCAUUUGUUCUGUCUAAUUUGUGAACUGAGAGCCGGGAUUUUAACUUUUACGAGAUUUUUACGUGUUUGUGAACUUUUAAACUGUGUGGAAAAGCUCUGAGGGUCUCUGAGACUGUGAAAAUCAAAGAAUAUUUGUUUUAUUGACCGGGAAUUGUAUUUUAUUCGUAUAGGCAACUUUUUGGGGGUUUCCUCGGGAUUUAAAUGAGUGCGAGUAAGAGGAGAAAAUUGUUAUCGUCAUGCUCGGAGAUUACGGAGAAUGUCAGGACCAAAGUUGUUUUUACACUCGAGACACUUCCCCCGGAGGUUUUGGAGAUCAUUCUUACGUUUUUGCCGCUGCGAGUGGUUGCUGGAACUUUUCGGCUUGUUUCGAGACACUGUCAAUUAGUUGCCCAUUCUCUGUUAAAUGGUGCAUUCUUCUCAGCUGGUCAACGAUUGGAAUCAGCUUUGUGCUACGUAAAGGAGCGAAUCUCCACUGUUAAAAAUGCUACGGAUCUCCUACUCUUCACGAAAGCCUUCAACUGCCUGGAGUUAGUACGCCUGCAAUAUCGCCUCCUUCGGGCUGUCACCUGGCGUUACACCCAUCCCCCACGUCCCGAGAGAUUCCCCAGACUCUGCUUUUACCCUGGAGGCCUUCUACACCAGCUCAAUCGUAUUCUCUAUCUCGCUAAAAGUCACCCAGCCGCUCUCUUUGGACCCAAUGGAUCAGACAUUGUUGUCCUGGAAUUCUGCAAUGUCUGCAAACGCUUCAUGUAUUACUUCGAAAAAGUCUCGGAAAGGAAAUACAACAGAUCUCCCCUCGUCUCUGGAUGCAAGGCAGUGGACAUCCUAGACUGCCUGACAGAGGGUCGCCAAUUGCUCUCCUUCCGGGUAACUCCACGUCGUGGAAAUCGGGACAGUAUCGUCUGCAUGCACCUGCAGUACACAAUGCGUCGUGCAUGGUUCACGUGCCUGCAAGUUCCCUGCACAAUGGAGGAGAGUUCGUGGCGUGACGAGCAGAGAUUCAUGUACCUGCGUCUUCGUCGUCUAGUGGCAAGUGUAAACGAGCAUUACUACGAGAGAAUUCACUUCGAGCGAGAAAUUUCUAUUCAAGCGAGAACAACUGUGACACCAAAGCUCACUCUACCCUCGACCUACUCAGGAUAUGGAGAAUAUGGUGGACAAUUCUUCUACUAUGGCAACAUGAAUCGACAGGCAUACGCAACCAAGUGGCAUCGACCAGGUGAAUCCGAGGAGUAUCAGGAGUACCCGGAGCAAGUGUCUGAGGAUCACCGAUCAUUUCCUACUUACGAUCUCGUCAUUGGAAUCGAACUUCGCUGUUCACCUGAACUCGCACCCCUCAUCAUCAGACCCAUCCUCAAAAGUGAUGACGUUGACAACAGUCGACCAUUCUCUCACAAUCCUGAAAUGUACCUCAAGAUGACAGUCAACUGUCCAGCCUCUAUCGCUAAUAGAUUGCCUGGUCACUUCGUCUGGGAGCAAAGGGCACGACAUGAAAAAUCGCCCUCUUGAUGUUUUUUUUUCCAAGAUGGUGAUGGGGAGCUUCAAUUAUACAUUCUUGUAUGUCGUAUUUUUAAUUUUUAAUUCUAAACUCAUGUUGUAUGGGAUAAAAAUCGAUGGACGUAUAGAUUCAAUUAAUAAAAAAAAAAUCAUGUGAACAUUUUC
Molecule: messenger RNA, 1890 nt
Organism: Fopius arisanus
Lineage: Eukaryota; Metazoa; Arthropoda; Insecta; Hymenoptera; Braconidae
Exons: 3
Coding region: 430-1737 (435 amino acids)
Molecular function (GO): protein binding
Source: RefSeq, a predicted model, not a curated record